Molecule: messenger RNA, 1822 nt
Organism: Diaporthe batatas
Lineage: Eukaryota; Fungi; Ascomycota; Sordariomycetes; Diaporthales; Diaporthaceae
Exons: 2
Coding region: 201-1505 (434 amino acids)
Molecular function (GO): dipeptidase activity
Source: RefSeq, a predicted model, not a curated record
GCAAUCUUAUGACGUUAGCGCGAAUUGGCCGACGUCUGCUUUACUAGCAGGCUUCCGGUGCCGCUGGGUAUCUCCCGGUUCCACACCAUGCGACCUCAAUUCUGCCGGGUGGCCGGCACUGCGUCACGACACGUCGCUCGUGACAUUCCAUCAUCACAAAGGCCCAUUCCAGUAGUCAGAAAGUCGCGGUCAUCGUCAUAAUGGACCUAGACGGUGAUUGGAUCAUUGUCCCGCGCCACGUCGACGAGCCAGAGCCGCCUUAUCUCGGCGACAUCAGCUCUUACGUCGACAGCAUUGCCGAGUCCCUGUGGCCGGUCAACAAGACUAUCCAUGAUAACCCCGAAUUGGGAUACGAGGAGCACAUUGCCCAUGAUACCUUGGUCGAGUUUGUGAAGUCCCAAGGGGGCUGGAAAGUGACACCAUCGGCCUACGGAAUUGAGACAGCAUGGGUAGCGGUCCAUGACACCGGGCGCGAAGGACCGGUGGUCUCCUUCAAUGUUGAGAUGGAUGCCCUUGUCGGUAUAGGCCACGCCUGUGGCCACAACCUCAUCGCCACCGCUUCGAUGGCAGGCGGCCUCGCCGUGGCAGAGCUGAUGCGCCAGCACUCACUGCCCGGGAAGGUUAUCCUCUUCGGAACACCCGCCGAAGAAGGGGGCGGUGGCAAAAUCAAGCUCAUCGACGCCGGCGCGUACAAGGACCACGGCGUCGACCUGAACCUCAUCUCCCACCCGGGCAUCACGCACGACAGCGCGCUGAUGAGGACUACGGCAUACACGCGCUUCAAGGUCGAGUACUUUGGCCGAGAGGCCCACGCAGCUGCCAACCCGUGGCUCGGUAUCAACGCCCUUGACGCCCUGAUCACGGCAUAUAACUCCCUAUCCGUGCUCAGGCAGCAGACCAUGCCGGGUGAUAUCAUCCAGGGCCACAUCACCGACGGCGGGGCCGCUCCGAACAUCAUCCACGCCUACGCCGCCGGCGUGUUCGUGGUCAGGGCAGACACGCGCGCCAGGAUGCUGGAACUCAAGAAGAAGGUCGACGGGUGCUUUGCGGCCGGUGCCACUGCCACGGGCGCGAAGCUCAAGAUGACGGAGGAGAUGGGUUAUGCCGACCACGUCCCCAACCGGGUGCUGGCGCGGAGUUACACGCGAUACUUCAACAGCCUGUUGCCACAGAAAGAUGACCCAUAUGAGCCGCCCAGCUCGAAGAUACCUACUGACCAGGAUGCGGACGAGGCGAGGGGGGUUACGAGAGCCAGCACCGAUCAGGGCGACAUUAGCUACGAGAUGCCGAGCCUGAGUGUUGGCUUCUCAAUUGUGCCUGGGCCGGGUGGACAGGGUCCUCACAAUCCCGAAUUUGCAAGUGCAGCUGGUACGAGGGAUGCGUUCGAGCGUUCCUUGAGGGUUGGGAAGGCCUUGGCGGGGACUGCGGUGGAUGUACUGACUCAGAAGGGCAUGCUCGAGGCUGUGCAGUCUGCUUGGAAGAAGGACAUGGAAAAGAACGCUUGACAUUCAGCAGCCAUGACGCACACUGGGCACAUUGUCCACGACUACAGGACCCUAUAUCCUUGCGAGCAAGAUUUCUUCUUACAAAGAAAUCUACCUCAUUGACAUUACCACUGACUUAUUCGUGAAAGCAACUUAUGGAUCUCUGAUCCGACGUCGACCCAUAUUUCCAGAGUUGUUGUUUGGGAUGCAUUGUCUUCAGGCCUAGGACGUCUCCAAGGCUUUUAUGUUCCGAGUCCUCAGUAAGAAUGGCCAGCUGCCUUUCUUGCAUGGAGGCUCUAUGUAUGUCUCAGACGUAUACGGAAUAGAAGCAAAACCAG